AUGAACACUAAAGUUUUGAUCCUUCUUGGUUUGGCAGCCGUCGUUGCUGCAGACAGCCCAGAGAUUUUCGCUUACGGACCUCCUAGGGAUUCUUCCGAAGAGUCAUUCGAGUCGUUUGAGUCAGGGGAGGCCAAGUACGACUUCAAUUAUGCCGUUCAGCACGAAGACUCUGGCAAUGACUUCGGCCACGAGGAAGCCCGUGACGGUGAACACACUCAGGGAUCCUACUACGUGAGGCUUCCCGACACCCGUCUGCAGAACGUCAAGUACUUCGUGGACGGUGACGAUGGCUAUGUGGCCGAGGUGAACUACGAGGGCGAGGCUCGUUUCCCCGACUCAUAUGAGUCUGCUUCCUUUGAGUCUGCUUCCUUCGAAUCCAGGGAGUACAGGCCACCAAGGCCAGCUUACACCUAUGACUCCGACGAAUCCAAGUAAAUCGCUAGAUAUUUGACCUUUGAAUAAUGAUAACGAAUAAGUACUUUUUUAUAUAUAAUAUCUGAUGUGUAUUUAUUAAUUUAUUACAAAAUAGAAUAUGGGCACGACUGAA
This is a messenger RNA of Penaeus chinensis, 547 nucleotides long. RefSeq names its product pro-resilin-like. Gene Ontology annotation, cellular component: extracellular matrix. Lineage: Eukaryota; Metazoa; Arthropoda; Malacostraca; Decapoda; Penaeidae. Bases 1 to 435 code for a protein of 144 amino acids. The transcript has 4 exons. The record is from RefSeq and is a predicted model, not a curated record.